Messenger RNA from Anthonomus grandis grandis, 1622 nucleotides. Its product is annotated as heparanase-like. Gene Ontology annotation, molecular function: hydrolase activity, acting on glycosyl bonds. Gene Ontology annotation, cellular component: membrane; extracellular matrix. The record is from RefSeq and is a predicted model, not a curated record. The transcript has 10 exons. Lineage: Eukaryota; Metazoa; Arthropoda; Insecta; Coleoptera; Curculionidae. Bases 157 to 1581 code for a protein of 474 amino acids.
GUCACAACUAUUAUAUAGUGAAAAUUCAAAAUAAGAAGCAAUUUUUUAUCUGAAUUGCUUUAUUUAUCUAAAAAAGUAUAUAAGAGCUUUUGAAUAUUGAACUUUAUUAUCAUUUCGGUUUGGUGCAGGUGACAUACAACUAUAGCGCCCAAGAAUAUGUUUUCCAAAGUGCUAACUGUAGCGCUAGCUAUAGGACUGGUCAACAGUUUGACCUACACCGUUGACACUGAAAACGAGGCUCUAUUUACCAUUAAUGACCGGUUUGUGAGUGCUGCCCUGGACACUGGCUUACUAGACUCCGUUAAUUUAUCGAACCCGCGUUUGGUUCAACUGGCCAAACACUUAACGGACACGGCCCCGAUGUACUUGCGAAUCGGCGGUACCCCGGCCGAUACCGUUUACUUUCAAGAUGACACCGUAGAAGGUUCCGGUCCUGGACCUGUAGGGGACAGCCUUGUGAUAAAAGGAUCUUUUUUUGAGGAACUGGUCGAGUUCACGCGCAAAGCCAACUUAAGGCUCCUGUUUGACUUGAACUCUUUGCUAAGAAACUCGGAUGGUUCGUGGGACUCUUCUAAUGCCGAAGUGCUGAUUGCUUUUGCUCAAAAAUUAAACGUCAGUCUCGAUUGGGAGCUUGGAAAUGAACCUGACCUGUACCAGGCUAUAUAUAAGAAAUACGUCACGGCACAACAACUGGGCGCGGACUAUAAGAAUUUACGAGAAAUUUUAAACAAAUAUGAUCUGUACAAGAAUUCCCCUUUGGUUGGUCCCAGUAUGUUCGAUGUCGGUUCUAAUAAAGGAACCGAGGAUUAUUUGACGAAUUUCUUGAAUGUUGCAACUGAGGCUGUACAGGCUGUUACGUGGCACCAGUAUUACUUCAAUGGCCAAGUGGCCACAGUUGACCUGUUCCUAAACCCAUCCACAUUCAACUAUUUAGAGCAAAGAACGAAAGUCGUCACGAGCAUCGUGGGCAAUCGUAAUAAAGUGUGGCUAGGUGAAACUUCUUCUUGCUACAACAGAGGCGCUCCCAAUUUAUCCGAUAGGUUCCUCGCCUCAUUCUUGUGGUUGGACAAGUUAGGACUGGGGGCGCAAUUGGGACUUGACUUAAUUGUCAGGCAAACUAUUUGGGGCUAUUAUUAUCCGUUGAUUAGCGAGGAUUACAAUCCAAAUCCGGACUGGUGGGUGUCACUUUUGUACAAAAAACUAGUGGGCCCCAAAGUGGUUUCCGUGACCCACGACGGAGAUGAACUGAGGAACGUACGCUUAUACGCGCAUUGUGCGCGCGACAGUGAUUUGUGGGGCCAAUCAGCUGUCGUUGUUUUUGGAGUGAACAUUGCCGAUUCCGAACAAGAUUUCUCAUUAAAUCUCUCCAGCGAUGAUAAAGUUUACGAGUACGAACUGACUGCCGACGAACUCUUAUCCCAGUCUGUAAAGUUGAACGGCGAAACUCUCAACUUAAACGACGACGGAGAGUUGCCGGAAAUUAACGCGGCAACGUCGACGGUUACCGAAAAGUACUCUAUGCCCGCGCACUCUAUUAAGUUCUGGGUGUUCCCCAAUUCUAAUGUGCAAGCUUGCCAAUGAUUAAUUUUAAGAGUAAUGUAAAUAAAUAAUUUUAUUUUUGA